UUUAGAUCGGCAGUUAGUUUAGCUUAGCUUAGUCAGUUACUUAGUUACUUAGUUACUUGGUCGGUCGGUGUUUAGUGGCUUAGACACUGCCUAAAUAUGUCGCAGAUGCUGCAGCUGGAUGCCUUGGUCAUGGCCAUGGCCUGUCUUUCCACCACACAAACGGAUCUGGGCGGUGGUCUAAUGGUGCCUCCGUCCCUGGAAAAUGCCAGCUCCAUUAGUUGUCCUGUUCCCACUAUAAGUGGCCUCUCCACUCGCAUUCAAACACUGAAUAAGGAAAUUGCCAGUGUUAAGGAACAGAUUGGAAGUUUGCAGGAACAAUUGGCGGAUCUAAGGAGGACCGGGGGUCCUCCAGUGGUGGCCUUGACCUCACCCACUCUGGGAUCCCGUUUACCUUUUGCCAGCUUGGAUGUGCAACCGCAGCUCCUGGCCCCGGGCCUCACCUCGGGGGUCUCCGGAACACCGGAGAAUUGUUUGAAGCAGCAACAUGGACUGGUCCGCAUUCGACCCCGUCAGAAUUCGGAACCCUUCUUUGUAUUCUGCGAUCAGAAAGUUAGGGAUGGUGGCUGGACCCUGGUGGUGAAUCGUAACAAUGGAAACGAGGCCUUUAAUCGCACUUGGGCAGACUAUAAGAUAGGUUUUGGUCCCCUAAAUUUAGAGUUCUUCAUUGGAUUGGACAGACUCCAUGAGAUCACCAGCAGCGACAACUAUGAGUUGCUUGUCCAGCUCCAAAAUCGAAAACAGGAGCUUCGCUACGCUAUCUAUGAUCACUUUAGCAUUGGCAGUGAAUCGGAGCAAUAUCGUCUAAAUGUCCUGGGAAAAUAUAUGGGUGAUGCUGCCGAUGGUCUGAGAAUGCACACUGGAAAGAAAUUCAGCACCCACGAUCGGGAUAAUGAUGAAAGUGAGGAGAAUUGUGCUGCAGUGCAAUCGGGAGCCUUUUGGUAUGGCAGCAGCUGUAACCUCAGCAAUCCCUUUGGCGUAUAUCAACGCAAUUUUGAAAGGGAUUUGGAUGGCUACAAGGGCAUCCUGUGGCGUGGCUUCCUUGAUGGACCCAAAGGUUCUUUGAAAUUAGUUCGUAUGAUGGUACGACCACGUAGUGCUUCAUAAAUAAAUAUUGUUUGUAUAUAUUUUUUUGCAUUGGAACAAAGACACCCAUUUGGUUAAAAAUACAA
Molecule: messenger RNA, 1169 nt
Organism: Drosophila serrata
Lineage: Eukaryota; Metazoa; Arthropoda; Insecta; Diptera; Drosophilidae
Product: microfibril-associated glycoprotein 4
Source: RefSeq, a predicted model, not a curated record